Gambusia affinis (western mosquitofish) is the source of this 4227-nucleotide messenger RNA. RefSeq names its product sodium-dependent neutral amino acid transporter B(0)AT1-like. The coding region runs from base 202 to 2112 and encodes 636 amino acids. The transcript has 12 exons. Gene Ontology annotation, biological process: sodium ion transmembrane transport. The record is from RefSeq and is a predicted model, not a curated record. Gene Ontology annotation, cellular component: membrane. Lineage: Eukaryota; Metazoa; Chordata; Actinopteri; Cyprinodontiformes; Poeciliidae.
UUCCAUCUGCAGUCAGAAGGGACUGAGGACUCAGAGGGAGAGAGUCAGCAACCGUCUCCAGAGAGAAGGCUGUUUCUCAGAAAGAAAGAAAAAAAGAAGAAGGAUACGGCAGCUGGGAGGGUUUGCAAAAGAGUAACAAGUGGUUAAUCAAAUUUAGGAGCUACUUUUUUUUUUUCUUGGAAGUUUACAAAAGGAGACACAAUGAAGCUGAAGCUGAAGCUGCCAAAUCCGGGAUUGGAUGACAGGAUCCCAUCCCACGGAGACCUGGAGAGGAUGGAGAAGGACGAGGCUGGGGACAGACCCCAGUGGGACAACAAAGCCCAGUACCUGCUCACCUGCGUGGGCUUCUGCGUGGGGCUCGGCAACGUCUGGAGGUUCCCGUACCUGUGUCAAAGUCACGGCGGAGGAGCGUUUAUGAUCCCGUUCCUGAUCCUGCUGGUUCUGGAGGGAAUCCCACUGCUGCAUUUAGAGUUCGCCAUCGGUCAACGUCUGAGGAAAGGCAGCGUGGGCGUAUGGAGAUCCAUCAAUCCUUACCUGGCAGGAGUUGGCAUUGCCUCCAUGCUGGUGUCCUUCCUGGUGGGUGUCUACUACAACACCAUCAUGGCCUGGAUCAUGUGGUAUCUCUUCAACUCCUUCCAGGACCCUCUGCCCUGGAGCCAGUGCCCACUCAAUGCUAACAGGACAGGAUACGUGGAGGAGUGUGCGCGGAGCACCACCGUCGACUACUUCUGGUACAGAGAAACGCUUAACACUUCGACAGCCAUCGAUGAGUCUGGGGGACUGCAGUGGUGGAUGGUUCUCGCCCUCAUCGCCGCCUGGACUGUGCUUUACGUCUGCUGCAUCAGGGGCAUCGAGACGACCGGCAAGGCUGUGUACAUCACCUCCACUUUGCCGUAUCUCGUCCUCACCAUCUUCCUCAUCCGGGGAUUGACUCUAAAAGGCUCUACAGAAGGAAUAAAAUACCUCUUCACACCAGAUGUAAAGGAACUAAUGAAUCCUUCAACCUGGCUGGAUGCAGGAGCCCAAGUGUUUUACUCCUUUUCGCUGGCUUUUGGAGGUCUCAUCUCUUUCUCCAGCUACAACUCUGUGCACAAUAACUGCGAGCAGGACGCUGUCCUCAUCUCCAUCAUCAACGGCUGCACUUCGGUGUACUCGGCAACGGUUAUUUACUCCAUCAUCGGCUUCAGGGCAACACAGAAAUACGAUGAAUGCUUCGGAGACAAUAUCUUGAAGUUGAUGAACGCUUUCAACUACCCUGAGAACAACAUCACCCAGAGCAACUACAACGAAAUUCUGACUUACCUCAACCACACGAGUCCGGAUGUCAUCGAGGGAUUGUCCUUACAGACCUGCAACUUGCAGACUUUCCUUAGCCAGGGUGUGGAAGGAACAGGACUGGCCUUCAUUGUCUUCACAGAAGCCAUCAUAGAGAUGCCGUUCUCCCCUCUUUGGUCUGUUCUCUUCUUCAUCAUGCUCUUCUGCCUCGGCCUCUCGACUAUGUUUGGCAGCAUUGAGGGUGUUAUAGCUCCUCUGCUGGAUCUCAAAGUGCUACCCAGGAGUUGGCCCAAAGAAGCUAUCAGCGGUCUGACGUGCUUCGUAUCCCUAGCUCUUGGACUCAUUUUCGCUCUUCGCUCUGGGAACUACUGGCUGGCUCUUUUUGACAAUUUUGCAGGCUCGAUUCCGCUCCUGGUCAUCGGAUUUUUUGAAAUGAUUUCUGUUGUCUACAUCUAUGGCAUGGAUAGGUUUAAUAAGGACCUUGAGUUUAUGAUCGGCCACAAACCCAAUAUCUUCUGGCAGGCAACGUGGAGAGUGAUCAGCCCCCUCAUCAUGAUUGUCAUUCUGAUUUUUUACUUUGUCACCCAAGUCACGAAGGAACUCACCUACCUGGUCUGGGACCAGGAGGCGGAGAACUUUCCCACCCUUGCUGAGCGUUCCUACCCACAAUGGGUCUACGUCAUGAUCUUCAUCCUGGCUGGAAUUCCCAGUUUAGCCAUACCCUUCUUUGCCCUUUACAAGCUCAUCCAGAGGAAAUUCUGCAAAAAGGACUACAGCGACAGUACAGUGGACACAAUCUCUGCCAAAAUACAAAUGAAUGACAAAAUGAAGUUUUAGAUAACUGUUCUUCGUUUGGCUAUUUAAUAUCAACAAACUUGUAAAUUAUGUUUAUUGGACUUUGCUGGUGUGUUGUAAUGACACAACAAUACGCCGACGACUCACUGUUAUCUUUGAAAGGCAAAGAUAGAGACUACUAAAUGCUCCACAAGAACAUUGCCAUUGCCGCAAGAACGACGACUACGUUCUUUCAGGCCAGGCCAAUUUGUACUUAACAACCCUUGUGCACAACUUCUAGAAAGCCAUCAUAGUUUUCCCAACAAUGUCUGUUAAGAACAAGUUUCAAGAAAUCCUAAACCAGAGCUGUAAAAGCAGAAUCAUGUCACUUUGUUCUUGCAUCCAUGGGAGAGCGAACAAAUGGCUCUGUUCUUACAAAGUAUGUAUUGGCCUUAUGUUUUAGUGUUUUUACUAAAGAAAACAUCCAAUUACCCCAUGGAAUGACAGCAGUAAAGAUAUUAUUGACUAGGUUAAGGUAUAAAGGGGAUUGUGAAUAAUGCUCUUGUGUAGUAUGAAAACGUGUUGCAUUUUGUGUACAACACUGGCAAUACAAACAGCAUGAGCGGCAUGGGCUUGUAUAUAAACAUGUACUUAAAGACAAACUAGUUAUAUCUCUGUAUGCUAGUACAGAAUAAACAUUAAAAUGAGACACUGAGCUCUGUAGAACCUUUAUUUUUUAAAUUGUUUGGGAUAAAUAAGAAUUCGUUUAAUGGGAAAGUCACAUAGCAACACAAACCAACUGUUUGAGUUGAUAAAAUAUCAGAAACAUUGUUGUAAGCACUAAAUUUAUUGAUCUUGUUUGUGGGUUCUGGUUGAUUUGAGUGGUACUGUUGACAUUUGGGAGCCUGGUUUGUAACAUGAAUUGGGGUUUCUGUUAGAUAUAUUGGGGAGGAACCAUGCUGUUCAGUGUUUCGCCCAAGCAUGAGCGGGUUUGUAUUGUCCAUGUGUUGGCUUUGCAGUGGAGGGGGGGGCAAUCAAUCCAAAGUACAUCUUUCACAUUGCCUGCUGAAUAUAUGGGUUACCCCAAUAGAACCAUGAGUGGGUUUAGUCAUGAACAGAACAUGGGGGGAUAUAAAGUAAUAUGUGAUUUGUUCGGUAAUGUUGCCUAGGGCAGUGUUUCCCAAUUCCAGUUCUCGGGGCCCCCCUGCCUGCAUGUUUUAGGUGUUUCCCUUCUGCCACACACCUGGUUGAAUCUUUGGGUGAUUAACAGGCUCCUGCAGUACUUGGUGGCUGCAGAAGAUGUCAUGCAAUCAUUUGAAUCAGCUGUUCUGGCAUAGAGGCACAUCUAAAACAUGCAGAGCAGGGGGCCCCGAGGACUGGAAUUGGGAAACACUGGCCUAGGGUACUAAAAUUGAGACACUUUGAAUGUUUGGUCAAAAAUCAUUUACAUUAUUUUUGAGUCACAUCAGUUUACUGUAGGUUACCAGCUCACUUCACGAAUCAUUUCCAGAGAAGUAGUUUGUAGUUUGAUCCUUUAAAUACACCAAGUAUUGCGCUAGUGUGGGAAAUUCUCUUUUAACUGUACCCGUUGAAAUUAUUGCUUAAGAAACACCAAUGUCUAUUUUAAACUUUAAACUACUUCAACAAAUCUUUGCAGUUUUGUUUUACUUGUCAUUAAAAGUAACAUUACAUGUUGGAUUUGUCCAGGUAUUUUCCACUUUCUGCACAUUGUAUUCUGCACUAAGCAAAAAAAUUGAAACUCAUCUUGUGAAACCAAAACUGGCAUCAUCUUUGUUUGCACAACCAACAUUUUGGAGUUAUUUGCUAACCCUAAAUGCUUCAAGUGCUGUUCCAAUAAUAUGCAACAUAGCUUAGCUAAACCUGAUAGUUAAGCUAGGCUUAUUAAAAGUUCAAUAAUUGAAAUGCCAAAAUUUUAUAACAGUUUUUGGAGUAAAUAUCUUAAACUAAUAAAAAUCCAAGUUUGUUUUUAAGCUAGUUCAGCUGCUUGUAGUUCAGACACAUUAAGCUAGCUUGCGGUUUAUGUGAGCUUCAAUGCAAAAAUGCAAAACAGACAUAAAACAACCUUAUUUCUAUGUCUUAUUUCUAUUCUUUUGAUAUUUUGUUUAAAUUGUUUUUUUCUAAUAUGUUCAAAAUGAUUGUUUAAAUAUUGUACAUAAG